UUCCUUCUCACCGAAACACCACAACCAUUCUUCUUCUUCCUCUUCGUCUUCUCAAAUUUUAUCAUCUUAAAUUCUUCCUAAAUUUACUUCCUUUCUUUUCUUGCCUGCUCAUAGAUUUUAAGGUUUACUCUCGAUCUGUUCUUUACCUUUUCAAUUUAAACAUUCAUUCUAAUCUUCUUCUGAAACUCGUGGAACAAUCCAGAAUUUUGGUUAGCUGGUGGGGGAAGCAUUAAUCAUGUAUUUAUGAUACACUGCUGUCUUAUUAUUAUUAUUACGAGAGUUGAAUGUUUCCUCUCGACUCAUUUUUCUUAAACCAAGGAAGGAGAGAAAGGCUCUGUUUUUGAAAGGGAACCUUUUCUUUGGUUGUAAAUUUGUCAAACAAUGCCAAUGUUUCAACCUUGGAAGAAGAAUGGUGGGUUUGAUGGGAAUGUAUUAGAUCUACACACGGCGGUUAAAGACGGCGUUCUCGGUGGCGGAGAUGGGGAAGCUGUGGUUGUUGUUGCAGACGAGAAGAAGAAAUUGGAUUUGAAGAAGAUGAUCUCUGAGCUGGAAUUACCUGAAAUACCCUCUGUUUUCAUCUGUCCUAUCUCUCUUGAGCCGAUGCGAGAUCCAGUCACCUUGUGUACUGGUCAAACCUACGAGCGGUCAAACAUUCUCAAAUGGUUCAGUUUGGGGCACUGUACUUGCCCAACGACGAUGCAGGAGCUUUGGGAUGAUUUGGUCACUCCUAACAAGACUCUUCAUCAGUUGAUCUACACUUGGUAUUCGCAAAAGUAUGUGUUGAUGAAGAAACGGUCCGAAGAUGUCCAAGGACGAGCUAUUGAGAUUCUGGGCACACUGAGAAGGGCUAAAGGGAAAGCAAAGGUUCAUGCUUUGAGCGAGCUUAAGCAAGUUGUGAUGGCUCACGCAAUUGCUAAGAAGACUGUUGUUGAUGAAGGUGGAAUCUUUGUGAUCUCUUCUCUUUUAAGUCCUUUUACUUCUCACGCUGUUGGAUCCGAGGCUAUUGCGAUUCUCGUUAAUCUCGAGCUUGAUUCUGAUUCCAAAGCUGGAUUGAUGCAACCAGCUAGGGUUUCUUUGAUGGUUGAUAUGUUGAAUGAUGGUUCUAUUGAAACCAAAAUCAACUGUGCUAGAUUGAUUGGAAUGUUGGUGGAGGAGAAAAGUUUCAGAGCAGAGCUUGUUUCUAGUCACAGUUUGCUUGUAGGAUUAAUGAGGUUGGUAAGAGAUAGGAGACGAAGAAAUGGUGUUUCGCCUGCGUUAACGUUGCUCAAGUCGAUAUCCGUUCAUAAACAAGUUAGACACUUGAUGGUUAGGAUUGGAGCAGUUCCUCAACUGGUUGAUGUUUUGCCAUGUUUGGAUUACGAGAGUUUGGAAUCAGCUCUUUUCGUGUUGGAUUCCUUGUGUUUGGAAACCGAAGGGAGGAUCGCUUUGAAAGAUUCAGUUAACACCAUCCCGAAUACCGUUAGGUUACUGAUGAAAGUAUCUGAGAAAUGCACAAACUACGCCAUUUUGAUCCUUUGGUCAGUUUGCAAGUUAGCUUCUGAAGAAUGUUCGUCUCUUGCUGUUGAUGUUGGUUUGGCUGCAAAGCUCCUGCUAGUGAUCCAAAGCGGAUGUGAUCCAGCUUUGAAGCAACGUUCCGCUGAGCUAUUGAAGCUAUGCAGUCUACACUUUUCAGACACAAUGUUUAUCUCCAAAUGUAAACUCACAAGAACAAUCCAAUAAAAGACAAAUCGAGUUUUCACGCAAUACACAAAACGGAUCUGCCUCAUCUUGUUGAUGUAUAUAGAUGAAGAUUUCAUGCUAUUGAUCUGGUUCUGGAGAAGCUCUAGGAAGUUGAAACAAAUGAAUGAGCUUGAAUGGUGAAUGGAAUAAUCGCUAGGAAGAAGCAAAAUGUAUAGAUCUUUUUGUUCUAUUUGGUUCAAUAUUCUCAAUAUAGUUAAAUAGAUUGAAGAAAGUAAUCAUUUUUGUGGCCUCUUGUAAACCUAUUAGCUUCUCUUGGGUCUUAAUUGAAGAAAGUAUUAGUCUCUGAAUC
Messenger RNA from Capsella rubella, 2029 nucleotides. RefSeq names its product U-box domain-containing protein 31. The record is from RefSeq and is a predicted model, not a curated record. The coding region runs from base 382 to 1719 and encodes 445 amino acids. The transcript has a single exon. Lineage: Eukaryota; Viridiplantae; Streptophyta; Magnoliopsida; Brassicales; Brassicaceae. Gene Ontology annotation, molecular function: ubiquitin protein ligase activity. Gene Ontology annotation, biological process: protein ubiquitination.